AAAAUGCGCCCAGGGGGACAAGGGCGUGAGCACCAACAGUGGUCGAGCUGCACAGUCUGCAUCAAGCUCGUCGAGUAUCAGGAACCGAGCCUGUCGCCAUGGCCUCAUCCCGGUUCGAAUCCGAGCAGUACACCUCCGAGGCGUUUGUCGAGAGCGCCGGCGGAGUCUUGUUCCGGCUCUCUUCCCGGGAGGUCUGCGUGCUUCGUCUCCUGGAGCGUGACGAGUAUGUCCUAGCCAAGGGGCGGCGCAACUGCGGCGAGGCCCGCCAGGCAACAGCCCUGCGCGAGGUCACCGAAGAGACCGGUUUUGCCUGUCGCCUCCUUCCCCUGAACAUGCAGACGCGUGCCCCGCCAGCGGUAGAAACUGGGCAGGUGGACGACCGGCCACGCCUUUACAAUGGUGUUUGCGAGCCUUUUACUCUGCAAGUCCGCCGCCUGGGUGAAGGGCAGAUCAAGCUCAUCUGGUGGUUUGUCGCCGCCGUGGACGAGGAGACACCGCCGAAGGAGCGGGAAGCGCCGGAGAGGGAUAGGUACGCGGUGGAAUUUUACAGCUACGCCGACGUGCUGGGCAAGUUGACGUUCCAGAUGGAUCGGGAGAUGGUCAAGAGAGCCAUCGAACUCGUCGAGAACACAUACGCGGAUUAAAUCAAGGUGGUGGAGAUGGAGUCUUGCUCUAUUAUUCCAGAACGCGGC
Molecule: messenger RNA, 692 nt
Organism: Chaetomium fimeti
Lineage: Eukaryota; Fungi; Ascomycota; Sordariomycetes; Sordariales; Chaetomiaceae
Exons: 2
Coding region: 99-644 (181 amino acids)
Biological process (GO): ATP biosynthetic process; AMP biosynthetic process
Molecular function (GO): bis(5'-nucleosyl)-tetraphosphatase (asymmetrical) activity
Source: RefSeq, a predicted model, not a curated record